Symbiodinium sp. CCMP2592 is the source of this 6210-nucleotide messenger RNA. Lineage: Eukaryota; Dinophyceae; Suessiales; Symbiodiniaceae. The record is from the annotation of a GenBank genome assembly.
AUGAGUGGCACAGGACUCGGAUGGCCCGCUUUAGUGCCACCAUACCGCAACCGCCUUGAAGAGUGGUUUAGCACGCCUGAGAAAUUGUAUGCCUCAUUCGACACGAGGGAAGAGCUUGUAUCAUUGCUUAGGGCUUGCGAUAACACGCUUCUUGAAAGUAGCCUGCAGUUGAUUGCGGAUGCACUUCUUGAAUGGCAUGCAGACAAUGCCCGCACAGUUGCGAGUGGGCGCAGGGAAGCAAGGAGGCGCUUGACAGAGUGCUUGCCCAGUGUCCCGGGAACUGGCCUUAGCUUGCAUGAGCAUUACAAUCAGAUCGCACUUCAGAGUCCACUUGCGUUGCUUCCGGUUCUUCGCAAGCGGAAGUUAGCUACUGAUAGGGUCGUAGAUCGCGGUGCCAGGGCCACUGAAGAGAUACGACUUCGGCAGGAGUAUGCAUUGCGUCUUGCAGCCAUCAUGCAGGAGGCGCAACUGCCGGUGUGCAAGGUGCUUGCAGGGGUCAGCAAUGCCGAGGAAGCCUGGCCACGGCUGUUCGGGACCCGUCGAUCCAAGACAUUGAGGAAUCGCUUUAGGGCUUGGGAUAAGUUUCGGGAAUGGUUGCUUUAUAGCCGUGGCAGAAGUUAUCCGGAAGGGGUAGCUGAUGUGCUAGAUUAUGCCAAUGAACGAUUCCAGGAAGGAUGUGGAAAGACAGUUCUCGAAAGCCUGCAAGCCUCUCUCAGUGUAAUUGAAGGUGUAGGGCGCGUGCCGUCCACGCAGCAGAUAUCCCAGGAUCCCACAUGGCAGGCGCAGCUCAAAAGUUACACAGCCGAUUUGGUUUCGGCGGCACCGCCGGAGCAGCCAGCCAGCAUGCUCACCGUUGCUAUCAUCCUCGCAUGUGAGAUCUUCGUUUGCACGCCUGGGGAGCCUAGUUACUUGAGAGCAUUGGGCUUUGUUUGCUUAUUGAUGGUUUGGGGAUCGCUUCGGGCUGAUGAUGUUCAGGGGCUCCUGCCGCAGACCAUGCUUCUGGACGAGCGAGGGCUUAGCAUUGAUCUCGCGCGGUCCAAGACUACAGGGCCCGACAAAAGGACCCACACCGUCAAGGUCUUCGUGGAACGGAGUAUCUCUCUGACAGGGCAUGAUUGGCUGAAGGUCGGAUAUGCACUUUGGAAGGAUUUCGAUUUUGAGAGGGAUUAUUUGGUUUUGAAGGCCAAUGAAGGUUUCACGGAACCCCUUGAGAAGUCGGUGCCUUCCUCCACGGUGGCCCUUUACUUCCGCAAAGUUCUCAGUGAGUUGAAGACGCCCAAGCGUGAGGGGCGCACCUGGAAGGCCAAUGAUCAGCGUCCGCUGCUCCCAGGAUACACUUCCAGUCAUUUUACGGGCCAUUCUGCGAGGAACUUCCUUAGCUCGGUCGGAGCGGCCAUCGAUGUCGACCCCAGGGAGCUUGAUUAUCUGGGUCGCUGGAAGGUAGGUGGCGAAGGUUCUGCAACCUACAUUCGCACUUCUAGGCAGGUUGUGCAUCGUCUCCAGAGUCACAUUGCUUGUUCUCUUGUCACCGGACAGCCUAAGCACUACAUCGAGGUGGAUUCCAUCAAGGCUUUGACGGACUAUGCAGCUAAGGCGGGGGAGAGCGAAUCUCAGGUUCGUCGCCGUCACACCCUCCUCGAGGGAUCCAAAGGCUUGGGCGGAUCGUGGCCAACUCUGGCAUUGGAAGUGGGUGUUGCGGCACCACCUUCUCCGGUCGAGCAGGUCUCGAUGCCAGGCAGCCGGGGGGAUUACUUCAUCGUUACCUCUCGCACCACAGGCCUGAGGCGUUUGCACAUGUUGGGCUGCUAUGUCAAACCUGAGAAUUGUUACGAUGUAAAAUUUGUCAAUCAUGUCGGCGCGGAGGACGUCGAUAACAUUUGCAAAGAUUGCAAAGCAAGAAUGAAGGCUCAGGCCGGAGAGGAGGAAUCAGACCCCUCCAGCAGUGACAGUGGGAGCGAGUCGAUGCGAUUCCAGGCAAUCGCCGAUUCCCGGCCGGAAGCUCGGGCUGCUGGGAAGGCGGACUUUGGUUUUGAUGAUGGGGCUGCUGAAGGGCGACAACAAAUCGCGGGGGUCGUCGCUGCAUGGGAACUUGCACGCGACGUAAUCAGCAAAGAGACGGAAACGCGAGCAGAGGCGAAAGUGUUAGGCCAGCCGCGAAUCUUGCAAGUCACAGAGAGGCAAGCAAUGCUCAAGGCGGUAGCGGCCGUUCACGGGCAGCUGGGAGAGUCGGAGACUCCAUCGUCUGAGUACCUCGCUCUCAAGUGCGAGGAGUGCGAAGCCAAUGAGCCCCAGGCUUCAACCUUGGAUGCCAUAACUUCGAAGAAGAACACGCUCACCACGAGCAUCCAAUCCAGCCUUGACGCUUCGGGGCGAAUUCAUAUUACUCAGCACAAAUCCAAGAGUGAGCUCCCGACUACUACAGAAGCUUAUCGCAAGGUCCUUCGCGUGGAAGCUUUCACAUGGCUGUGCAUGGCAUCCCGCUUUAAAUCCAAGCAGUGGCUUCAGGAUCUCAAGCUGUCUGACUUCGACCACUUCGUGAACUACAUCCUUGGCGAAAAGGUCGCGCAGCUCACAGUGCCUACUUCUCAUCAGCCAGCCGAUGAGACCUACUUCACGACGCCGCUCGCCUUGUCCAUCAUUGAGCGACCACGCAAGUGGCACAAAGGUGAUGUGGGCUCUUACCUUCAGUCGUUGGGCAAUGUCACUAAUCUUCUUCAGUUCGAUCUUCAGCGCUCCACGGAGCAUGACUUGACUAAGGAAGGCUUGUGGCAGCACAUCUUUCAAUUGCUUGGCGAAGGGGAUUGGAUCCUCAUUGUGGAGCAGGCUAAUUAUUUUCUUGAUCAGACCGUGACGGCAUGUCAACUUGCAUGGCAGUAUGUCCUGGAGCACCCGGAGGAUCUCGGCGCGACGCCGGAUCACGAGUUACCGGCUUCCAUUUGGCAACUACCAGCUCUGCGUGAGCUCCAGGUUUCCACUCAGGCCAUCACUUUUGCAUUCUUUCAAUGCAGCUUUGAGGCUCCCACUUCCAAACCUACCCGCCUUCUCACUAAUCUACAGGCCUUUGUCGAGCAGCCUCCGCCUUUUGCUUCAUGGCCACGCUUCGACUCCAGCGAUCGCUACGUGGGGCCGUUGCCGCCACGCUGCCCGCGCGGGAAACACGACAAAGUACUUGCAGGCCGAGAAGGCUCCCGCUGGGCGACCGAGUCAUCAGCAGCCUAUCCUCCUCUGUUGUGUGAGUGGCUUGCGCAUGCUGUGCUUGCUUCCGCUUCGCAGGGGGGACUUGGGUCAGCGCCGCACAGCUCCGUUCCAGGUGAGGCAGGUCCAAUGCAGGAAUCCCACGAGGCGACGCAGGAGGUGCAUCAGGAUUUGUGUGAAGUGCCGCAGGGGCUGCAUCAGGUGGUUUCCGAUAGGGUAGAGGCGGUUACAGAUAGGGUAGAGGCGGUUGGCUUGAUCGAGUCGGAAGCACCUCCUUCCACUUUGUUGCCGUCGCCAGACUCUUCGGGGUCCGCGUGCAAAGGCUUCCCGGCUUCCACUGAAGCAUUGGCAUCCUUCGUGCGUAGCAACAUGCCCGGGCACCCCUUUACCACGAUUAGCCUUUACCUUAACACCGGCACCAAGCCCCACAAGGACUCCAGGAACGCACCUUUGCCCAAUGGGAUAAUAGGGGUUACUGACUUCGUAGGAGGAGAGAUCUGGGUCGAGGCCCAGGAUGGGGAGUCUGUUCAGAUUGUUGACGGUAAGCGCUUAAGUGGUCACCUUCUUCCGAUCAGUGAGACGCCCACCUACAUACAUGCUUACCGCGAUCUUCACCUCACAAUGCCCUGGAAAGGUAAGAGAUUAGUCAUCAUAGCUUUCAGUGUAUCGGAGCAUACUCAGGCAUGCGAUGAGGAUCUCGCGUUCCUUCGCGGGCAUGGUUUCGUCCUUCCGGGCGAAGAGCACAGUGCUGAUCUUGAGGCGGUCCAGUCAGAUGAUUCGGAGGUGCUGGAGGGGGGCGAGGUCGAAAGACCGGAGCCCUUCAAGCAUCAGGAGUGCCACAACAUCGGGCUGCCUUUGAACCUCGAGUGGGAUGGCAAAACUCAGCCGAUCACGGAUGGCUUUGGACUCUGCUCACCCACUAGAUGGCCUCCGGAAGCCAGGGGGGGCCUGCUGCCCAAGCAGGCUUUGGAGUUCGCCACUGCCAUGCAUCAAGUGCUUCGAGACUUUGUAGCGGACGUCGUGCCUGAUAUCAGGCGCACGGCGAUGGAGCUUGCGCUAGGCCGCCUUAAGGAAUCACCUUUCACUCCCGAGAUGUUAAGGGUCCUUAGGAAGGAGUGGUUUAGUUGCAUAGAGGCUGCUUCGGGAGGCAAGUGUACGGAUCUUGAUGUGGUGCCGAGUGGCCAGCCAUUCUUCUUGCAUGCUGUGUCUGCGACAGCGCGGCUGUUGCAGGACCCAGAUUGGAAAGCCGUUUCUUGCCAGGAGGACUCCUAUGUCAGCGGGGUCGCGAUCGGUUAUGACUGCCCCGCGCCUCACUUGCCACAGGUGUACGAGUACAAACACAAGUCCCGCAAGCUCGAUGAAUCGGAUGUCGAGUGGCAUCGCGAGAACUAUUCGUCGGCAAACGAAACGUCGGAUCAGCUUGAGAAGAAGUUUGCAGAGGAAGAGGCUCUUGGGCGCAUGGCGCCUUCCACGUUGCCGGUUCUUGAGCAAAAGUACGGGCGGGAUAGGGUUAGGAUAGCUUCUUUAGGUUCCUUGAUUAAACCAGACGGCUCCGCUCGGCCAUUACACGAUGGCACCCACGGUGUGCAUGUCAACAAUGGUAUUAGGCUACUUAAUCAGCAAUCUAAUCCCGGACCCCAGGAGGUAGUUCACCUUGUGCGUAGCGCAAAGCAAAGUCAGGAAGCCACCUUUUGCCUCACCGGCGAUGUGACGGCGGCUCACAGGUUGUUCCUUGUCAGAGAGGCCGACUGGCCUUUGUUGUGCUGUAAGGUGCGCAACGACACGCCGGUCGUUUGGUACAACAAAGUAGGAACGUUCGGUAUUUCAUCAUCCGCCUUCCUUUGGUCUAGAUUGUUCGGAAUCAUCGGCCGCUGCACCGCGCGCUUUCUUUUGACCUUGUGGUUCUAUCACCUCGUCUUCGUAGAUGAUGUUCACGCCAACUUCGCAGGAAGGGAGAAAUUUCAUCAUUUGCUCAUGUGGCUAGCAUGCUUCGAGAUGUUUGGCACACCUUUCGCAUACAAGAAGUUCCGCGGUGGGCUCACUUCGGCUUUUGUGGGUUACGAACUUUCUUAUCCAGACCAGAGGGUUGGAAUUUCGGAAUCGCGGGGCCAGUGGCUCUUGAAAUGGAUCGCUGAGGCUCGGUCCUCUAAGUUUGUUGUUUCGGUUCGCAGGUUUGCUGAGUUCUUAGGGAGACUGGGCUUCGUUGCUCGGCUUUUGGUUUGGCUUAAGGCACACCUUGCGCCGCUUUACAGCUGGAGGGCAGCGGUGAACGACAGUUCAGUCGCUCGGAUGCCCGACACCGUCAUCCUUACUCUUGAAUAUCUUGACCUCACGUUCAGGGACAUGACGUUCAAGGUCGCCGCAGCAAGAUCGGUCAAGAGAGCAGGCGUGGCCUUCCGCACUGAUGCAAAGUGCGCGGACGGGUACGUGGUCCUUGGGGGUUGGGAUUGCGCAGGCACAACUCAGGAGUCCAGAUGGUUCUCACUUCGACUUACUCCCUCAGAGGCCCCUUACCUCUUUGACUCAGAAGGUCACAGUCAGUGGGCUUCGGCAUCGGCUGAAUUGCUGGCCACGCUGGCCGCACUGCACAUCUUCGGUCACCUUGAAGCCGGGCCAACUAGGCGCUUGAUGAAGGUUGAGGUUUUAGCUCAGACGGAUAAUAAGUCUAACGAGGGCUUGACUCGCAAGGGUUCUACAACGCGCUGGCCCUUGCUCAUGGUGAACAUGCAGCUCACCCAUGUUCUCAUGAAGGCCGGCUUGCGGUUGAACUUGGGAUGGCGUCCACGGGACGAAAAUCAGGAGGCCGAUGAUUUAACCAACGAAAUCUUCGACCGUUUCUCUGAGGAGUUGCGGGUCCCAGUGCAGUACUCCGAAUUGCCGCUUUCCUUUCUUCACACUCUUUACGAAGCCAGGCGUGCACAGCUGAGCAGCCGUGAAGUGGAUUCCAUCCGCGACACGGUCGGUGGCAGGCCACGCUUCAGAGGCAAGAGAAAGAGAGAGAAGUCUCCUUGGUGA